This is a messenger RNA of Eremothecium cymbalariae DBVPG#7215, 1470 nucleotides long. It is a transcript of the gene JEN1, whose product is annotated as monocarboxylate/H+ symporter. The record is from RefSeq and is a predicted model, not a curated record. NCBI's taxonomy places the organism in Eukaryota, Fungi, Ascomycota, Saccharomycetes, Saccharomycetales, Saccharomycetaceae. Gene Ontology annotation, cellular component: plasma membrane. The transcript has a single exon. Gene Ontology annotation, molecular function: secondary active monocarboxylate transmembrane transporter activity. Gene Ontology annotation, biological process: plasma membrane lactate transport. Bases 1 to 1470 code for a protein of 489 amino acids.
AUGGGCAAGGUGAAGGAUUACCUAAGGGGUCGAGUUGUCGAACUAUUACCAAAGCGCGAUUUAAAAUGGAAAGACGUUCGUCAAGAGAUGAACCCAAUACCAGUUCUGCGGUUGAUCAACUCAAGAACUUGGCUUUUCGUUUUGAGUGCAUUUGGGUCUCUUACUAUUGAGGCAACGGACUUUUUUAUAGUUGCAUUAAAUGUUAAGAAGCUCUCGGGGGAUUUCAACGUGAAAACGGCGAGUAUAACGUGGGGUAUAACGUUAGCAUUGAUGACCAGGACAAUUGGUGCGGUCAUUUUUGGGUACGUGGGUGAUCGUUAUGGGCAGAAAACGUCGUUUUUAGUGAACUUGAGUAUCAUGAUGGCGUUACAGAUUAUCAUAGGAUUUGCGACCAGUUUCAGAUAUUUCUUGGCAUGCAGAGCGUUGUUUGGGAUUGCUUUAGGUGGUUGUUUUGGUACGGCCACUACUCAAUGCUUGGACGAUUUACCCAAGGAGGCAUAUGGUUGGGUGUCAGGUGUUUUCCAGCAGGCUUAUGCUCUGGGAUAUUUGUGCGCAGUUGUUCUAACAAGAGCUUUAGCGGAUACAACACAUAAAACUUGGAGAUCCUGUUUUUGGUUUGUCUCUGGAACAACAUUGAUGAUGUUAAUAUUUAGAACCAUGUUACCCGAAACAGAUGCCUUUUUGGAACGUAAGCGUAUUAAAGAGCAAAAGAAACUGAACAAUGAACAAACAACAAGCACCAUUAUGCAGAUAUAUCAAUCUUUUGUUAAGGAAUGGUAUAUGGUUAUCUACAUGGUGUUGCUAAUGAUAGGUUUCAAUUACUUUUCUCAUGCAUCUCAGGAUUUAUUCCCAACCAUGUUGACAAACCAGCUUGGGUUCUCUGCGGACAGAUCUACGGUGACUAAUUGCCUUGCCAAUAUUGGCGCUAUAACAGGGGGUAUUGUACUGCCACAUUUCUCCAGUUUAAGUUCCCGUCGUUUCAUUAUAAUCCUAGCCGUACUUUUAGCCGCAUGUGUAGUCUAUCCAUGGGGUUUCAUUCAUGACAACAGUAUCAAUGCCUCUGUGUUUUUCCUACAAAUGUUCGUUCAAGGUAGUUGGGGAUUGGUGCCUUUCCAUCUACACGCUUUAGCACCCGCUUCUGAAACACAGAGUUUCUUUAUCGGUGUCUCAUACCAGCUAGGUAACUUGGCGUCUAGUGCCGCUUCGACCAUAGAAAGUACUUUGGGUGAACGUUACCCGAUUAAAACUGAAUCAGGAGAAAUUUUACAUAAUUAUGGCUUGGUAAUGGCGAUAUUAGUCUAUGCAACUAUAGGCUAUAUGCUGAUAGUCGUAUUUUUUGGACCUGAAAGCAAUCCGAAUAGAACAGACUUAUCCUCAGACAUUGAGGAAAAGUCAGAUGUCAUUAUUUCGCUACAUAGUCAUGUUGGAAACAAGAAAGGCGAAUAUGAUGAUGGCAAAGAUUCGAUUUAG